CAUAUGCACAAGGCUGUAGAGCUGAAGCAGCAGCUGCAGAUAGAGCAUGAGCAAGCCUUGGUGGCCCUUCACACCAAGCAGAAGGAGAUCAAUCAACUGCAAAAGGUCAAAGUUCGUGACCUGGAGCAGAAAUGCAGGUCACAGAGUGAACACUUCCACCAGCUGUCCAACGAGCUGCUGAAUUUCCGUUUGCAAUCAGAUACUGGGGACAUCCUUAAAAUUAGUCCUGCCUCCAAAUCCCAGAUCCCUCUCUCAUCGGAGAAGAAACUCUCACAAGACAUCUUUGGAUUUGGAGCCCAGACGGAGACAGGCGAUGAGAGCGCGGCAAACACGCCUCUACUGAUCUCCCGGUUCUCGCCCUGCACACCACAGACUGGAGACAGAAAAGGACCAGAACCGCUGUCCGUCAAAUCCAGCACCUUGACAACGGACCGCCUCUGCAACCCUCGACAGAGGACUCCCUCAGAGAUGGAGGAUGAGGCGAGCCCAUCACCCAGGUCCAAGCCUCGCUACACAGGCCAGGUCCGCCUUUGCACUGCCCGAUACAGUUAUAACCCUUACGAUGGACCAAACGAGCAUCCCGAAGCAGAACUCCCCCUUGUGGCUGGGAAGUAUCUGUAUGUGUACGGAAACAUGGAUGAUGACGGCUUCUAUCAAGGGGAGCUGCUCGAUGGCCAGCGAGGACUCGUUCCCUCCAACUUCGUGGAAUUUGUCCAAGACAAGGAAAAACUAGCGAUCGAGUCGGGGGAUGGAGGAGACGACCUGGGCCCUCUGGACCACAUGCCCCUGGCCUUGAUGGGGGUGGAUGGAGGUGCCUCCCAGGACGGCCUCACGGGCUUAUCUAACGCCUUGGUUCCCUGUAGCAAUGGGACAGGGGGGCCCCUGGACCCUGAUGACCUGGCUGAAGACGUCGUGCCUUAUCCCCGAAAGAUCAACUUGAUCAAGCAGCUGGCACGGAGCGUCAUCGUGGCCUGGGAGCCUCCACUAGUGCCUUUGGGCUGGGGGAACAUCUCCGGCUACAACGUGUUAAUAGACGGGGAGCUUCGUGCCAGUGUGGCGUACGGCGGCCGGACCAAGUGUCUGCUGGAGAAGCUGGACCUGGACGGCUGCGUUCACCGCGUGUCGGUGCAGAGCAUCACGGACCGGGGCCUGUCAGACGAGCUGCGCUGCACCUUGCUGGUGGGGGCCAACGUGGUGGUCGCGCCGUGCGGCCUCCGGGUGGACGACAUCCAGCGCGACACUGCCGAGCUCUCCUGGUUGCCUAGCAACAGUAACUAUGGUCACACGGUGUUUUUGGAUGGGGCAGAGCAUGCGGUGGUAAAGCCAGGAAGGUAUAGACUACGCUUCAUCAACCUGAAGCCCCUGACAGUUUACAAAGUGACGGUGCUGGCACAGCCGCACCAGGUGCCAUGGCAACUGCCGCUGGAGCAGAGAGAGAGGAAGGAAGCCGGUGUGGAGUUCUGCACUCAGGCUGCAGGUCCAACACCAUAUUGCAGAACAGGCCCUCCCCAGCCUCCCCUUGAUGUACAGGUGCUCUGUGGACAGGCUCCGGGGGUCCUACAGGUCCGCUGGAAGCCCCCCAUCCUCUCUCCCACAGGCACAUCUAAUGGGGCAAACGUCGUUGGCUACGCAGUCUGCACUAAAGGACAGAGGAUAGCUGAAGUGUUGUUCCCGAUGGCAGACUAUGUGACUGUGGAGCUGACGAGGAUUCAGUGCCUGGAGGCCCGGGAAGUCAUCGUGCGGACGCUGUCAGUGCAGGGAGAAUCCCAGGACUCCCAAGUCGCCGUCAUUCCAAACAACCUCCUCGUGCCUCUACUUGCAAUCCCCCUGCCCCCGCCGAUGCACCCCCACGCAGGCCCCCCGCCACACCCCCACGCUCUGCCCCACCUCCAAUCCCCUCACCUUCCUCACGCCCCGCCCCAACUUCCUGCUCUGCCCCAGGCACACGGACAACCACCCCCACCCCAUCCCCAUCCCCAUCCCCAUCCUCCUCACCCUCAACCCCAUCCCAGACUCCCCCACCCAGGCGGUCCCCAGCAACCCCAGCAACCCCAGCACCGACCCCAACAUCCUCAGCCCCAGCCCUUACACCUUCAGCCUCACCCUCCGCACCAAGGUCCCAGGCCCCAGCACCAACUGCCUCUGCUACCCCACCCCCAUCACCACCCUAUACCUCAGAGACCAGUAUGUGCCAGAGACCUGGAUGCCAAAGAGCACGCAGCCCACCACGGGGGAGCCUUUCCACCGGGCCAGCCCGGCUGGGACCCGUCGCGCUCUCCCGGUUCCCAGCCUCCUGUGCCCAUGCAAAGCCACAACCUCGAGGCCCCUCCCUCUGCCAAUCCACGUUCCCCCUCCCCACAGAGGAUUCUUCCUCAGCCCCGAGGCACGCUCAUCCCGGACACUGUGGCCAAAGCCAUCGCCCGAGAAGCAGCGCAGAGGGUGGCAGCGGAAAGUGGCAAGGCGGACAGGAGGCAGGGCAGAUACGAAGAGCAGGGUCAUUCAUUUCACCAGCAUCACUCCGAUGAGGAAGAUGAAGACGAAGAAGGGUUCGCACGCGGCCGUCGGAGAGGACCCUCUGUGGACGAGUUCCUCAGAGGCUCUGAGCUCGGGAGGCCGCCUCACUAUAGUCACAAUGAAGAUUAUCACAGCGAAAGCAGCCGGGGCUCUGACCUGUCUGACAUCAUGGAAGAGGAUGAGGAGGAGCUGUACUCUGAGAUGCAGCUGGAAGAGGGACGCCGACGCAACUCGCACAACACACCCAAGAGCAACACUGCUGGAGGCCGUCACGACCGGGAGACGGGCAGAAGAAACCAUCACGGCGGUCCCCAGCCUCAGAGACGACCUCUAAUGGUCCCCUCCAUUGAUGGCUACAGGGACCGGGACCGGGACCGCCGCUCUCCCACGUACUACGAUGAGUCCGAGCCCGAGGACUCCUUCAGGAUCUUUGUGGCCCUCUUUGACUACGAUCCUCUGUCCAUGUCCCCCAACCCGGAUGCAGCUGAUGAGGAGCUGCCCUUCAAAGAGGGGCAGAUCAUUAGGGUGUACGGUGAUAAAGACACAGAUGGGUUUUACAGAGGAGAAGUGAGGGGCAGGAUGGGGCUGAUCCCCUGUAACAUGGUGUCAGAGAUCAGAGCGGAGGACGAGGAGACCAUGGACCAGCUCAUCAAACAGGGCUUCCUGCCGCUCAGCACCCCUGUGGACAGGAUAGGAAACCCGUUGUUGCUUCCAGAGCAGAACAGAAGAGGCCAGCGUCGAGAUCAGGCCUCGAGGAGGAUGGUGGCUCUGUACGACUACGACCCGCGAGAGAGCUCCCCUAAUGUUGACGUCGAGGCCGAGUUGACCUUCUGUGCUGGUGACAUCAUGGCUGUGUUUGGAGAUAUUGAUGAGGACGGAUUCUAUUAUGGUGAGAUCAACGGCCACCGCGGUCUGGUUCCCUCUAACUUCCUGGAAGAAGUGCCUGAUGACGUGGAGGUGUAUCUGACCGAUACCCCGUCCCACUACCCCCAGGAAGAGCCUGCCAACCGGCCCCCGCCAUCCUCCGCCGCCACCGUCUCAGAGGGCAAACGGGUGACCACAGAAACCACUGACGCCGUCGACAACGACGCGACACCUGUCCGAGCGCCGUCCCCGAUUGUUCGGCCCCUCCUCCCGGGCACCAUGAGGCCCCUCAGCCCUACGAGGGGCCCCCACAUCCCGCUGGAACCCCGAGACCCCCGGGACCAAGAUCUGGCAAACAAGAAGAAGAAAGGACUACUUUCCAAGGGGAAGAAGCUACUGAAGAGACUCUCCCCUGUGAAAUAA
Messenger RNA from Anoplopoma fimbria (sablefish), 3801 nucleotides. RefSeq names its product RIMS-binding protein 2-like. The record is from RefSeq and is a predicted model, not a curated record. Gene Ontology annotation, biological process: neuromuscular synaptic transmission. Gene Ontology annotation, molecular function: protein binding. NCBI's taxonomy places the organism in Eukaryota, Metazoa, Chordata, Actinopteri, Perciformes, Anoplopomatidae.